GCAUAGAUCUAACACAGAUAUACCGUAUUAGAAGGCGCUGCAGCCAUGGCACCCAAGACUCUGCUCAUUCUGGCAUGUGUGCUCGUCGCGACUUCCAGUUUCACUCCGUGCGUGCUAGCUAAGCCAAAGGGUCCUAAACUGCCCAAGUCGCCGCCUGGGACUGUUGUAGCCGUCGCAAAGCUGUCGGCGGCCCCCAACAAGACGACCAGCGGCAAGGGAUACCUGAACCUGUUCCUUGUGCGUCCGGACAUCGGCCCAUCCUACUUCAACCUCAUCCUAGAAGGCUCCAUGAAGGGCGUCACUAUGGCACACAUUCACGUGGCCAACAAAACCGCCAACAACCCCAUCCGCCUGGGCCUGUUUCCCAAGGUCACUGCGCCCAUGUCCCCCGUGCUCCUCAACCCGCCUCUGACGUACAAGGGCACCGUGAACUUCACCGCCUCCUUCAACGCCACAGACCUGGGCUACUGGGGCAGCGCUGGCCCAACCGACUUCCUCAUCCAACUAGGAGCGGGCGAUCUGUACGUCAAUGUGCACACCGUUGCCAACCCGGGCGGUGAGGUGCAGGGCGCCUUCACCUGCCAGCAGCCGUGCAGGUGGCCCGUGUGCUCGGCCCUGCCGGGAAGGCCGUGCUAGCUAGGCGCUGCCGCGCCGGAUCUGCUGCGAGGGAGCGGCUGGAAGCCCCCCCCGUCACUCCGUGCGCGCGCAUGAGUUCCACCACCUCAUGCGCACGCAUGCGCUGUGCUGCCUGUGAGGCGGUCACAGCGGUGGCGGCGGCGGCGUUGUUGGGCAGGCCAGUGUGAUACUCGGGCGGUCGGGCAGUCGGGCGGUCCCUCGGGCCUUCUGUUCUGGUACGACAGCUAGCGAGAGGUGCAUGCAGCUGCAAUUGAGCUUCGGAUCCUGAAGACCUUGAUGUGGUUGUGACUGCUGAGUAAUUGGCAAGGUCGUGAUAAAGCACGCCAGGCGUAUGGGACCGGACGCAUUGGAGGGCACGGGGCGUGUUUGUCCGCGGGCUGCAGUCCCAGAGGCUGCAGCGCCUAGGCACGGUUAGGCACGGUUGGGCACACCCCUGUCAUUCCACCCCUGCAAUCCAAUCGGCCGCAGCCGUAGGGAGGAUGUGGGUGCCCCGCGUUCGCGGCUGGCCAGGCAGGAGGUGUGUGCGAUCGGUGUCGGUUGAGGUGCUCAGAGUCCCAAUGAAAGACGGGUAGGCUGCGGCGGCCAUUUGUCGGGGCCGGGUCAGAUAUGGACCCACAGCUGUAACAGAUUGCGGUAUU
Chlamydomonas reinhardtii is the source of this 1274-nucleotide messenger RNA. RefSeq lists its product as uncharacterized. The transcript is spliced from 7 exons. The coding region runs from base 46 to 636 and encodes 196 amino acids. Lineage: Eukaryota; Viridiplantae; Chlorophyta; Chlorophyceae; Chlamydomonadales; Chlamydomonadaceae. The record is from RefSeq and is a predicted model, not a curated record.